GAUGUGGCGUAAAGCGAGGACGCCGAAGUUUUGAACCAUUUUGAGCGGCGAAAUCAGUGCUGUCACCAUGAGCAAACGCGAAGACUCAUGGGAGAGGCUGGACACGGAGUUUGAUCAUUUUCUGUUGGACAUGAAACCAUACGUCCUGAAACACCCCAACAAGUCCGAGCGCCAGCGUUGUGCCAUCUGGAUAAAGAAGCUGUGCGACCCAGCCACUUGCGGUUCUGGUCUGAUAGGUCGUAAGAACCGCAACAUGUAUGCCCAUUUGCUCCUUCACAUGCUCAGAAGAGGGGUCCUGGAGGGGCCGUUCACCACCAAACCAGAGCCGGGAAGCCUCAAGACGCUCCCCACCUACAUGUCCAUCUACUUUGAUGAGCCACUGAGCGGUGGGUCUGCGGAGCUCCACCAUGUGGGUCUGCCUGACUGGGUGACAGGAGAGCUGGGAGGCCCUGCUGAUGACAGUCUGACUCUGGGGCUGCUGAAGGACAGUUCUACACCUACUGCAGCUCGUUACAGGAGGACGCUGUACGAGGACAAGACCCCAUCCCGGCCCAUGUCCUCUAGUCCCCUCAAACAGUCUCCCAGACAAGAUGCCAGAACGGUGGAUGGCGGGCUGAAGGCAGAUAUGUCUCCCGAUGACAGUGACCUGGAGGCUCGUCUCAACAGCUGGAACCUCGGGAUUGAAAACCCCAGGUAUUUGCGAGCGAAGCCCAUUCCCCUGUCACCAAUUUUCAAGUCAAGCUUUGGCAGGAACAGCACCUUGGCCAACGAUCAGGACUCGCAGAGUAAAGAGACCGACAUGAAGAUCAAAGUCCUGGAAGCGAAGCACCAAGAGGAGAAGCUGAAGAUGCAGCAGAGACACGAUGCAGAUGUUGAGAAGAUUCUGGACAGAAAAAAUGGUGAGAUUGAGGAGACGAAGAGCCUGUACCGAGCCAAGCAGAAGGAAUGGGAGGAGAUGAUCCGUAAGCUGGAGAAGAAAGUUCAAAGUGUGCUGAGGGAAUCGCAGGUCAUCCGCCAGAGCAAAGACAAGCAGAUUGCAGAGCUGAGGAAGAUGUCCGAUCAGAGCGCCGACUCCUUAAAAAACGAGUGGGAGAAGAAGCUGCAUGCUGCCGUGACAGAGAUGGAGCAGGACAAGUUUCAGCUGCAGAAGAAGCACACGGAGAACAUCCAGGAGCUGCUGGAGGACACCAACCUCAGACUGACCAAGAUGGAGACAGAGUAUAACGCUCGCUCACAAGCUACUGAGCAAACGGUGCGCGAGCUGGAGCUGCGGGUGAAACAGCAGUCGGUGGAGGUAGAGAAAGGCAACGCGCUGCGUCAGAAGGUGACUCAGGAGAAGGCCCAGUUGGAGAUCCACCUGGCAUCCCUCAGCGCUGAGCUGCAGGAGGCUGACAGGCGGAUUAUGAUCCUGCAGAAGGAGAAGGAGCAGCAGCGUGAGCAGCAUCAGCAGACCAUGCAGCAGCUCCAAGCCAAGCACGAGACUGACAUGAGCCAUUUACAUCAGGAGCACAAUCUGUCUGCUGCGAAGGCCUCUGAGCUGAUAGAGGAGCUGGAGAAAGCUGUGAGUCAGAUCAAACAGCAGCUCCAGGACAGUGAACAUCGAAGACAGCAACAAGUCAGGGAUCAGGAGAUAAAGUUUCAGCAGGAAAAAGAUCAAGUGCUGAUCAGCUGUGAGAAAAAGGUUUCAGCGCUUCACAGUGAGGCAGAGAAAGAGAGAACAGAGGCCAAGAGGAAGAUAUCCAGACUGGAAGAUGCACUCAGGGAGAUGGAGAGCCAGUUGGACCGAGCCAGGGAGAGCCAAAGACAGCAGAUCCAGCAGGCAGAUAUGGCUCUGGAGCAGUUCAAGAAGCAGAUGGAGAAGGUAGAGGAGGACCUGAUCCGCUCCAAAUCCCUCCGGAAGAAUCAGGCCAAAGAGUUCUCGCAGCAACUUGAUGCACUGAGACAGAAAUAUGAGCAGCAGAUGGCUGAGCAGCGCAUGCAGCAUGAGCAGGAGAGGACGCGGCUACAGCAGCAGCACAGCGCGGAAAAGGACAGCCUGGUCCAGGAGCGCCAGCGGGAGGCGAGCAGCCUGGAGAGGCAGGCCAGGGCCGCCCUGCACCAGCACCAGCAGCACACCCAGGAGUGGAGGAAGCGCGAUGCCCAGACUAUUUCAGAUUUGGAAGUCCAGUUGUCAGGUCUGCGUGAGGAACUCCAGCAGGCCCGUGUCCAGCAUAAGCAGCAGCUGGCUGAGAUGGCGCUGCUCCAGGAGGAGAAAGAAGAGAGAGCGAUCCUGGACAAGGAGGCGUCUCUGGACCGGCUCCGCUCCGACAUGGAACGAAUCCGCAUCGACCUCGAGAGGAGCCACCAGCAGGAGAAGGAUGCUGCUCACGAGAAGAUCAACAGCAGGUUGAAGCAGAUUGAGAAGGAGUACGGUCAGAAGCUCGCCAGGUCUGCCCAGCUGAUCGCGGAGCUGCAGACGUCUGCAUGUGACUCGAAGGAGGAGGCUGUUGGUCUGCAGCAGGCGAUGGAGAAGCAGCUGAAGGAGGCCAACGCUCGGUGGGACCAGGAGAGGAGAACCAUCACCCAGCAUGCAGACCAGGCCAGCAAGGCUCUGCAGGAAAAGGUGGAGAGUCUACAGAGGCAGCUGCACUGCUCGGAGAAGAAGCUGCUCAGCAGAGAGCUGGAGACUGAAGAGAAGGUGACUCUGGUGCAUCAGGAGUACGAGCAGAAGAUCAAAGGUUUGAUGCCAGCUGAACUCAGACAGGAGCUGGAGGACACCAUCACCUCUCUGAAAGCUCAGGUGACCUUCCUUCAGAAGAGAGCGUCUUUGCUGCAGGAGGACCUGGACGCCUGUCGCAGCAGGAGGUGACAGGAAGAACCACGGCUGAGCUCGGCGCCGUGAAGCCGUGACCUCCGUCAGAUGUGAGCAAACUUGACUGUUGCCGUAUUUCACACACUCGUCAUGCCACCGGAAACGCCAUCUUUUAGUUUGAUGUCCUCAUUAAAUAUUUAUUCAUUGUCUUGUUGGCAAAGAAGGUUUUUAGGUUUUUGUUCAAGUUUUCUAAUUUAACUUGAUGUUUUUCAUAUUUGAUGUCACGUUCUGACAGAAUCCAUCGUUUUUAAUAAAAGCUUUGCAUCGUU
Stegastes partitus (bicolor damselfish) is the source of this 3120-nucleotide messenger RNA. RefSeq names its product centrosomal protein 112 (gene cep112). Lineage: Eukaryota; Metazoa; Chordata; Actinopteri; Pomacentridae. The coding region runs from base 68 to 2848 and encodes 926 amino acids. The transcript has 27 exons. The record is from RefSeq and is a predicted model, not a curated record.